This is a messenger RNA of Polyodon spathula (Mississippi paddlefish), 2786 nucleotides long. Its product is annotated as pre-mRNA-processing factor 39. Gene Ontology annotation, cellular component: commitment complex; U1 snRNP; U2-type prespliceosome. The transcript has 13 exons. The coding region runs from base 28 to 2109 and encodes 693 amino acids. Gene Ontology annotation, biological process: RNA processing; mRNA 5'-splice site recognition. The record is from RefSeq and is a predicted model, not a curated record. NCBI's taxonomy places the organism in Eukaryota, Metazoa, Chordata, Actinopteri, Acipenseriformes, Polyodontidae. Gene Ontology annotation, molecular function: protein binding.
CCGUGACGCGUUUCCCGUGUUGUGAAGAUGGAGGCAGAAUAUUCGGAUGCAAACUUGAACGGCGCUGCGGAGGGAAUCCGUUCCGAACCGGGCAUCGAACAGGACGAGGCGUCCGGUGAUGAUGUCACCGGCUCCGUGGAAGAAGGCCCCGCCCCCGCAGAGGAGAGCGCAGCCACGGCGACGGGGUCGGAGGGCGGUGGGCUGUACUCGGCUGGCCUGGAGGAUUAUGGGGAGGAGGAGGAUCAGGAUUACCCUCGAGAGUUUGAGAAGUUCUGGAAGUUGACUCAGGAGAGCCCGGUGGACUUCAGUGCCUGGACCAGCCUGCUUCAGUACAUCGAACAGGAGGGUCACAUGUGCGCCGCUCGGAAGGCGUUGGGAGCGUUCUUGUCCCGCUACCCGUACUGCUACGGAUACUGGAAGAAAUGGGUGGACAUGGAGAGGAGGUCAGGGUUCAUCAACAAGGCAGUGCAGGUGUGUCUUCGAGGGCUCCAGCUCUUCCCUCUCAGUCUGGAUCUCUGGAUUCACUACCUAAGCUUCCUGCAGGAGACGCUCAACAUGAACCUGCCUCAGUCCGCUCUCCGGAUCCGUGAGGCGUUCCGCUCGGCCGUGGACGCGGCCGGGUGGGAUUUCCGAUCGGACCGGCUGUGGGAGAUGUACGCGGACUGGGAGAGGGACCAAGGGGACCCGCGGGCCGCGACUGCCGUCUACGAUAGAGUGCUGAGCAUCCCGACACAGCUCUAUCAGCAACACUUCCAUCGGUUUAAGGAGCUUGUCUCCAGCCACUCCCCUCGUGAGAUUCUCUCCGCGGAGGAGUUCCUGAGGCUGAGGUCGGAGGUGAUGCAGGGGUGCGCGGCCGUGACCCCUGACCCUGAUGGGGGGAGCGAGGUGAGUCCGCCGGGACUGACCCCGGGGGAGCGAGAGACGGACGAACACGAGCAGAAGAUUCGGGAGCUGCUGGUUGCUAGGCGACAGCAAGUCUAUGAAAGCAACGAGCUGGAAGUCAGCAAGCGGUGGAGUUUCGAAGAGGCCAUCAAGCGCCCCUACUUCCACGUGAAGCCGCUGGACCGCGCCCAGCUGCGCAACUGGCACAGCUACCUGGACUUCGAGGUGGGGGCGGAGGCGGGGGCGGGGCCAGGCGGGCGCGCAGAGCUGUUGUUCGAGCGAUGCCUCGUGGCCUGUGCUCUGUACGAGGAGUUCUGGAGCAAGUACGCGAAGUUCCAGGCUCAGCGCAGCGUGGACAGAGCGCGGAAUGUCUUCAAGAGAGCCUGCGAGAUUCAUCUGCCCCGAAAACCUAGCAUGCACCUGCUGUGGGCCGCAUUCGAGGCAGCAAGAGGUAACCUGAAGGAGGCGCGGCGCGUGCUGGAGGCCCUCGAGCAAUCGGUGCCCGGCCUGGCCAUGGUGAGGCUGCGCAGGGCCAGCGUGGAGAGGCGGGCCGGGAACCUGGAGGGGGCGGAGUCUCUGCUCCGGGAGGCGGUGCUCCAGAGCCAGGCCGCGCCCCUCCGCUCGUUCUACUCCAUCAAGCUGGCCAGGCAGCUGCUGAGAGUGCAGAGGGACCGUGGCAAGGCACGCAGAGUGCUGCAGGACGCUAUCGACAGAGACCCGACAGACAGUAAGCUGCACCUGGCUCUGCUGGAUCUGGAGCUGAGCACAGCAGAGCCGGGGCAGAGCGAGGGCCCGGUCCUGCAGUGUCUGAGCCGAGCGCUCAGCUGCUCCCUGCCGCCCCAGACCAGGCUGCUGCUGUCCCGCCAGAGACUCGAGUUCCAGCAGGACUUCGGGAGCAGCGUGCAGAGUUUGCUGACAGCUUACGAUGAACACCAGAAUCUCUUGAAUGAAACAGCGUCUGUGAAGAGACGCUUAGAGAACGGAGACUGCGAGGAGGAGGAGGGGGAGGAGCCCGAGGAGAAGAAGGUCAAAUCGGAAGACGGCCUCGUGGCCACGCCCAUCGACCACACCACGGUCUCCAUGCCGACACCCCCUGCCCCCUUGAUGGGCGGAGACUUGAACAGCAGCCAGGCAGCCUAUAACUACGGAGCCUGGUAUCAGCAACAGUAUGGAGCCUAUGGAUACCAGUCUCCUUGGAACUACAACCAGUACUACCCUCCCAGUUAGAACUGGGGCAAACCAGGAACCCUCCAGUCCCAGCCCUCUCCUCCGCUCCAGAGAGCUCUCUCAACAGCAGGGCAACGAAAUCAGGGAGGGGGGGCUGAUCCAGCGUUCAGAGUGAAUUCAGAAACAGCUGCUCGGGUUUGUGUGGAUCUCUGUUCUCCGCAGAGUCUCAGAAAAGCAGCGAUCCUCACAAACCCCAGCAGGAAAACUCUCUCCCACGAAAUACUUUACAUUUUUUUUUUCUUUUUAAAAGCUCUUUCAAAAGCGAAUUGUUCAGCUGUCUGUUUUUACAAGGAUUUUAAAAAGGUUUUGUUUUUUUUAAAAGGAAUGUUUUGUAAACAGCCAGCGUUUCUCUCCUAAACGUUUUUAGAGCUCUUUAGAUUAUAAAUGUACAUUUAGAAACUUUGCAAAUUCAACAACCAACGUUGCAAGUCGAAGACACUGAGAAAGACUUCUAGUGGAGACGCUUGUAUUGAAUUGACACUGAAGACACUGAGAGACUUCUAGUGGAGAUGUUUGUAUUGAAUUGACACUGAGAGACUUCUAGUGGAAACGUUUGCCCUUGAAUUGAGUUUCUUCCAGUAUAUUCAAGUUCAGCAGUUUUGUGGAUAAGAGAUUAAAUGUCUCUACUUCAAUCCUUUUUUAUAUAUUGAUUAAUAAAGACCACUGUUUUAUUUGCA